CAGUCGUUGAUGAGUGUGAGAAAGAUGUUGGUGGCUCUGAUAAUCCUUCUAACGGGUACCUACACAUCAGCCUAUAUUGGAACUGGACGAGGAACUAAAAGAACAAACAUGGCAGACGUUUCAGUAAAUAUGAAUAUCCUGACUGAAUUUUCAAACGUUCUUAGUGGCAUCCGAUGCGUUGAUCUCUGUCUGCAGAAUGAGGCGUGUGUGUCUGUAUUCUACAGACGGCAACACCAGCGAUGUCAGCUCCACGACGUGUUGUUCAUGUCGCCGCAGGACGGACAACAAGAGACGGGUACAGUGUACUACAGCGUCACAACAGGUGUUUGUCCAUCUGGCUACGUCCACAACCGUCUCCUCAACCUCUGUUACCAGCUUCAUCAGGAGAAGAUAACGUACGGCAAAGGUCUUGCUGACUGUAAAUCCAGAGGAGAACACUUUGUUGUUAUUGACAGUGAGGACAAGCAGAACCACGUCGUCAAGCAGAUCAACUCAUCAGACACUGGGCCUUGCAAUUACUACUUCGAUGGGUCGGACGCAGCAAAUGAAGGACACUGGGUAUUUCAUGAUGGCCGUAAUAUGACGUACCUUCCCUGGGCUCCGGGCUUUCCCCAUGGGAACGAAAAGAGGGACUACAUUAUGGCUGUUCGUGGUCAUAGCUUUCGAUGGUAUAAUGCAAUUAGGGGGGCAUUUAAGCAAUGUUACCUAUGUGAAAGGGAUGUGUGACAUGAUGUGAGCAGUUUUGCAGCCGUGGACAUUAAAACGCCUCUCAAAAUGUGAUUAUGACAGAGCUAUAGAUAAGCUUGUGGUUAUUUGGGUAUUUUACCCAGGGAUUUAAUUUUGAUUGAGUAUCCACAAGUUUGAAAGGGUAUUCAAAUUUUUUACCCUCCUGUUUCUUGACAUUUGGCUAUUUAACUUUAAACCUAUUUCGUAACAAUCCUUGUAAAUCAUUUAAAACUAUCUGAAUGGUAGAAAAGUCAUCUGCGUCUGUUUGCGGCUCCCGGAAGCUCUUUUGUUUACAACCUAGCUUUGUAUUUGUUGUUUGUUGUUUAACGCCGCACUCAGCAAUAUUCCAGCUAUAUGACGGCUAGCUUUGUAAGAAAGACACCUUUGUACUAAUCUAAUAGAUGUAAUAUACGCAUUAAUUUAUUUCAAUGGUGUAUUUGUAAUUUUUUGUAUUUGAUACGCUAGAAUUCAAUUUGUCUCCGUAUUUCAGCUUAUUUAAUGCGUAGUUUACACAAAUACGCAGCUGAUCUCUGAAUUAUAUAAGGAACAUAUCCUGGAUCUGUAAUAUAAUGAUUGAACGCAUGACCUUUUAACUUACUAAGAGCUCCCUUGUGAGUGAGUAUGGUUUUACGCCGCUUUUAGCAAUACCCCAGCAAUAUCACGACGGGGGACAACAGAAAUGGUCUUCACACAUUGUACCCAUACCUGGAAUCGAACCCGUGUCUUCGGCGUAAAGAGCGAACCCUUUAACCACUAGGCUACACGACCGCCCCCUUGUUGCUUAAUACAUGUAGGUCAUAGAUAAUUCAUCAUAUGUAUUCUGGUAUCAAUGUGUCCAUAAAUCACUAUCAAAUAGUGACUAUACCAAGUGUCCUCGAAAAGGUGACCGUGUGCUGCUCCACCCGUAGCAUCAGUCCCAAAGACUACCCGUGAAGAUCCGGGUUAGAAACGGUCUUCAGCAAACCGUGCUUGCCGUAAAAG
Molecule: messenger RNA, 1707 nt
Organism: Haliotis rufescens (red abalone)
Lineage: Eukaryota; Metazoa; Mollusca; Gastropoda; Lepetellida; Haliotidae
Product: perlucin-like
Exons: 3
Coding region: 10-726 (238 amino acids)
Source: RefSeq, a predicted model, not a curated record